Fundulus heteroclitus (mummichog) is the source of this 1052-nucleotide messenger RNA. It is a transcript of the gene apoa4a, whose product is annotated as apolipoprotein A-IV a. Gene Ontology annotation, molecular function: phosphatidylcholine-sterol O-acyltransferase activator activity; cholesterol binding; phospholipid binding. The record is from RefSeq and is a predicted model, not a curated record. Lineage: Eukaryota; Metazoa; Chordata; Actinopteri; Cyprinodontiformes; Fundulidae. Gene Ontology annotation, cellular component: high-density lipoprotein particle; chylomicron; extracellular region. The transcript is spliced from 4 exons. Gene Ontology annotation, biological process: phospholipid efflux; cholesterol homeostasis; cholesterol efflux. The coding region runs from base 16 to 945 and encodes 309 amino acids.
UCUUGCCACAUUGUGAUGUGGAAUGACAGCGGUGACAGGAAUGUGUCCAACAGUGCAGCUGCAGCAGGACUUUACCCUCAGACAGGGCCUAUAAAACCCGGGGCCCGGCCCCCGGUGCAGAACACACCGACCCGACACCCAAGCAGAAGCCGGCUGCCUCUGAAAGCACAGACACCAAACAUGAAGAUCCUCGUGGUUCUGGUUCUUUUCUCCGCCUGCAACGCCAACAUCCUGUGGCAGGAGCCUCCCAAGACCAACCUGGAGGUGGUGAAGGCGGCGUUCUGGGACUACGUGGCCAAGGCCACGCAGACCGCCGAGGACUCCCUCAGGCAGAUCCGAGAGUCCGAGCUCGGCCAGGAAGUCAAUGCGAAGAUCUCCCAGAGCGCCAACACCGUGAACCAGUACGUCGCGUCGCUGCGCACCCAGGCCGCUCCGCUCACCCAGGACUUCAUCGCCCGCUUCUCCCAGGAGGCCGAGCAGCUGAAGGCCCGUCUGGACACCGACCUGGCGGCUCUGGACGCCAACAUCAGGCCCUACGGCGAGCAGCUGGUGGCCAAGCUCCAGAACCAGGUGGAGGAGCUGAAGAAGGAGGCGGCCCCCUACGCCGAGGCCGUGGACCCCGAGGCCCUGAAGGCCGUCCUGCUGCAGAAGAGCCAGGAGCUGAAGGGCCAGCUGGAGAGCAGCGUGGCCCAGCUGCAGGCCCAGAUGGUGCCCUACACCGACGAGGCGAGGCAGAAGAUGGAGCAGAGCCUGGAGGAGUUCCAGAGGAGCGUCAUCCCCUUGGCUCAGAGCUUUGAGACCCAGGUGGCCCAGAAGACCCAGGAGAUCCAGCAGAGCCUGGUUCCGUACGGAGAGGGGCUGAAGGCCCAGCUGGACAGCAGUGCUCAGGACCUGCAGGCCCAGCUGAGCGCCCUGUGGGACUCCUUCACCCAGAAGACCCAGUAAACGGACUCGUGUUUGCCUCAUGUCCACCUUCAUCUUCUAAUGUUCUCCUGUCUGAACGCUCGUAGUUCAGUUAUUUAAAUUGUGCCUAAAUAAAUAAUUUAAUACAG